GAGAAACUAAAGUCCACAACAAACAGAAGUCUUUAACAGCAAGACCGACGGACAGGUGAAAAAACUAUGAGCGAGUCUCCCGUUUUAUUAAACAAACAUGAGGUCGAGCGUUUGCUCACUUAUGAUGAUCUGAUUCCCAGACUGGAGUCUGUCAUGGGAAAGUUUUCUAAACGGGACAGUUCAGAAAUAAUCCAGCCUGUGAGAUCUGUGGUCCCUAUACAACAACACAGUGGGUUUUUGGGCGUUAUGCCUGCAUAUUUGACCGCUGAGGGUAUUUUAUGCACUAAGAUGGUGGCAUUCUACCAGCGUGCAGAGGGAUCCAGUUUACCAUCAACUCAAGCAACUGUGUUACUCUUUCAUCCCGAGCAUGGGAAUGUGACAGCGAUCAUGGAUGGGGAGGCCAUCACAGCCAAACGAACUGCAGCAGUAUCAGCCAUAUCAGCUAAACUGUUCAAGCCAGCUCUUUCAGAAGUGUUGUGCAUCCUUGGUUCAGGGCAGCAGGCUAGAAGCCACUAUGAUGUCUUUACAAAGCUCUUCAAGUUCAAAGAGGUCCGUUUGUGGAGCAGAAGGAAAGAAAUGGCUCAACGGUUUGUUAAUGAUCUCCAAGAUCCUGUAACAGUUUGUUCUUCGGUGAAGGAGGCCGUGAUAGGAGCUGAUGUAAUAGUGACUGCCACAGGUGCAAGUCAGCCGAUACUCUUUGGCGAGUGGGUCAAACCAGGUGCACACAUAGCAGCGGUUGGCGCUUGUCGGCCAGACUGGAGGGAACUGGAUGAUGUCUUGAUGAGAGAGGCUGUGGUGUAUGUGGACAGCAGAGAGGGGGCGACAGCAGAGUCAGGAGACAUCAUUCUGUCUGGAGCUGAAGUAUUCGCAGAGCUCGGAGAAGUUAUAAAUGGAUCCUUUCCUGCUCAGCAUGAGAAGACUACAGUAUUCAAGUCACUGGGAAUGGGGAUACAAGAUGCUGUCUCAGCCAAACUUGUGCUGGAGAAGUGGAACAGUGAAUACUGAAGAACUAACCAGCACUGCUUCCUCUGCUGAUUUCACAAUCGUCUGGUCUGCCAUGGUGGUAGUGUCUUUACCCUGAUCAAUAAUUAUGAGGGAAAAAAACAAUGCUCUCACAAUUUACAGUUAAAAGAAAUAAUCAGUAAAGUACUUUGAGUCUGAAAAAA
Sinocyclocheilus grahami is the source of this 1166-nucleotide messenger RNA. It is a transcript of the gene crym, whose product is annotated as crystallin, mu. Lineage: Eukaryota; Metazoa; Chordata; Actinopteri; Cypriniformes; Cyprinidae. The transcript has 8 exons. Bases 67 to 1005 code for a protein of 312 amino acids. The record is from RefSeq and is a predicted model, not a curated record. Gene Ontology annotation, cellular component: cytoplasm. Gene Ontology annotation, biological process: thyroid hormone metabolic process. Gene Ontology annotation, molecular function: thyroid hormone binding.